This is a messenger RNA of Mya arenaria, 2412 nucleotides long. RefSeq names its product homeobox protein 2-like. The record is from RefSeq and is a predicted model, not a curated record. Lineage: Eukaryota; Metazoa; Mollusca; Bivalvia; Myida; Myidae. The transcript has a single exon. The coding region runs from base 1 to 2412 and encodes 803 amino acids.
AUGACAACAUGCCAACACACCAAUAUUCUGCAAACGCGCCAGCACGCCAACACCCCAGCACGCCAACAUGCCAACACACCGAAAAGCAAACAUGCCAACACACAAGCACACCAAAACACACCAGAACGCCAACAUGCCAGCACACAAGCACACCAGAACGCCAACAUGCCAGUACACCGGAAGGCAAACAUGCCAACACACAAGCACACCAGAACGCCAACAUGCCAGCACACCGGAAGGCAAACAUGCCAACACACAAGCACACCAACACACCAGAACGCAAACACGCCAACACGCCAACACGCCAACAUGCCAACACUCCAACAUGCAACGCGAGAGAACGUAAUGCUACCAUCAUGCCAACACACAAGCACACCAACAUACCAGAACACCAACAUGCCAACAUACCAGAACGCCAACAUGCCAACACACAAGCACACCAACACACCAGAACGCCAACAUGCCAACACACAAGCACACCAACACACAAGAACGCCAACAUGCCAACACGCCAGCAUGCAACACGAGAGAACGCAAGUCGACCAUCACGCCAAUACACAAACACGUCAAAUGCCACAACAGCAACACGCCAAUAUGCGAGCAUGCCAAUACACCUACUCGCCAACAUGCACACCAGCACGCCAAUAUGCCAGCAUACUAACACGCCAGCACAGCAAAUAUGCCAAAAUGCCAACGCACGCCAACCUAAAAUCUGGCCAAAAUGCCUACACACCAACAUACCAGCACAACAACAUGCCAUCUCACCAACACACCAACACACCAGAACAACAACAUGCCAUCUCACCAACAUACCAGAACAACAACAUGUCAACACCCAAUACACCAGCACAACAACAUGUCAAUACACCAACACAACAGCACAACAACAUGUCAACACACCAGCACAACAACAUGCCAAUACACCAACACACCAACACACCAGCACAACAACAUGCCAAUACACCAACACACCAGCACAACAACAUGCCAAUACACCAAUACACCAACACACCAGCACAACAACAUGCCAUCCCACCAACACACCAACACACCAGCACAACAACAUGCCAAUACACCAAUACACCAACACACCAGCACAACAACAUGCCAUCCCACCAACACACCAACACACCAGCACAGCAACAUGCCAAUACACCAACUCACCAGCACAACAACAUACCAACACACCAACACACCAGCACAACAACUUGUCAAUACAUCAACACACCAGCACAACAACAUGUCAACACACCAACACACCAGCAAAACAACAUGCCAUCUCACCAACACACCAACACAACAACAUGUCAACACACCAACACACCAGCACAACAACAUGUCAACACACCAGCACAACAACAUGCCAUCUCAUCAACACACCAACACACCAGCACAACAACAUGCCAAUACACCAAACACACCAGCACAACAACAUGCCAUACACCAAACACACCAGCACAACAACAUGUCAAUACACCAACACACCAGCACAAUAACAUGCCAUCACACCAACACACCAGCACAACAACAUGCCAUCACACCAACACACCAACACAACAACUUUCCAACACACCAACACACCAGCAGAACAACAUGCCAUCUCACCAACACACCAGCACAACAACAUGCCAUCACACCAUCACACAGGCACAACAACAUGCCAUCACACCAAUACACCAACACACUAGCACAACAACAUGCCAUCUCAUCAACACAUCAACACACCAGCAAAACAACAUGUCAACACAUCAACACACCAGCACAACAACAUGCCAAUACACCAAACACACCAGCACAACAACAUGUCAAUACACCAACACACCAGCAUUAAAACAUGCCAUCACACCAACACACCAGCACAACAACAUGCCAUCACACCAACACACCAACACACCAACACACCAACACAACAACUUUCCAACACACCAACACACCAGCACAACAACAUGCCGAAACACCAACACAUCAGCACAACAACAUGCCAUCACACCAUCACAUCAACACAACAACUUUCCAAUACACCAACACACCGGCAAAACAGCAUGCCAAACACACCAGCACAAAAACAUGCCAUCUCACCAACACACCAGCACAACAACAUGCCAUUACACCAACACAACAACACAACAACUUUACAACACACCAACACACCUGCACAACAACAUGCCAUCUCACAAACACACCAACACACCAGCACAACAACAUGCCAUCUCACAAACACACCAACACAACAACAUGCCAUCUCACCAACACACCGGCACAACAACAUGCCAUCUCACCAACACACCUGCACAACAACAUGCCAUCUCACCAACACACCAGCACAACAACACAACAACUUGCCAACACACCAACACACCAGAACAACAACAUGCCAACACACCAACACACCUGCACAACAACAUGCCAUAA